CUUGCUGAAUUGGCAAGGUGGCAAUUUCAAAACUCCCCAACAGAGACGAACCUGGCGCGGUUUUGUUCUUCCCUUCUGCAACCUCCCAAAAUCAAAAUGCCCAAAUCAAAACCCUAAAUCGAUCAACUUCACGAGAUUCUAGAACAUCGAACGCCAAAUGGAGAAUCAGGGUAGAGUGGUGUGCCCAGAGAACGAAGAGCUUGCCGCGUUCUUGUGGAGAAAGAGGCAAGAAAUGGCGGAGCAGCCCAAGGGAAUUUCGGAGAACAUUGACCUGACGCUCUACAGAGCUUAUUCCAAUGUUUGCAGAUCCGAAGUCCCGGUCAAAACCCUCAAGGAGUUCUCUCAGAUCAAGGGCGUGGGGAAAUGGAUUCUGAGGCUGAUGCAGGAGUAUUUCAAGGCCGAUUCAGGCACUUCAGAACCACAAGAUUUGUCAGAAAAGGGGAAGAAAGCUAAGGGUACCAAACGUUAUAUGCCACAAAAGAAUUCUGUGGCUUAUGCGCUACUGAUUGCUCUGUACAGGGGGACUGCAACUGGGAGUGAUUUUAUGGGUAAACAGGACCUUAUCAAUGCAGCUGAAGCAAGUGGGCUUUCACGGGUGCCAAUUGUGCCAGAAAAAGAGAAAGGAAAACGUGGGCAUUUUGGAAGUUCUUCUAGGGAAUGGUAUAGUGGAUGGAGCUGCAUGAAGACAUUGAUAACCAAAGGACUAGUUGUGAAAUCUAGUUGCCCUGCGAAGUAUAUGCUAACUCAAGAAGGCCGGGAAGCUGCACAUGAAUGUCUGUUGAGAUCUGGUUUGGCUGAUCCCAUUGAGAAUUUGGCUGCUACAGAAACUACAUAUCUGGGCACAAGCAACGUGUUAGAUUUGGAGUUUGAUCAUGCUGACCUGGAUGAAGAGGAUACAAUACAUUCCUGCUUAAAUGGGCAGAAGAAAUCUGUUGACGUUCCACUUGAAUCUCUUGAGAAGUUUACACGUAUGGGGUAUACUAGGGAAGAAGUACUUCGUGCUUUUACUGAAGUUGCAGAAACUUCCCAGAAGAAGGGGAUGUCCUCACUCUGGCCUGCAGUGUUAUGCUGUCUUCGAGAAAAUCAAGUUUAUGGUUUUCAUUCAGAGUCUCAAGCAAAUCUAAGAGAGGAUUGUCUCUCCACAGCAACCACUCACACAUUUAUUGAUGGUCAAGUGGAUCUUAUAAGUGAAAAUAGUCAGAUGGAUUCUGCCUGUGGUGGACCACUACUCAUGCCAAAGUCUUCACAUCCAGUUGAUUCUGUGCAGAGCUCUUUUACCUUGAGAGCUUGUUCAUCAUCUAUUUUAUAUGGAGGGUGUCAAUUAUUGUUGGAUCCUGAUCUUCUAUUCACAAUUUACCUGCACAACUCGUGCAAAUCUGGUUACUCAGAUGAUUAUCCUGUUCAAAAAUUAAAUUCAGAUGGCUUGAAAGUGAAUAUGAAUGUUCUGACAAUGCCUCCUCUGCUUGUUGGUGAGAGAUUUGAGGAUGUAUAUGAAGUAGUCUUAAUAUUGGAUGAUCGGGAGCAAUUUACUACUCAAGGGUCACGAUCAAGGAAAAUUAUUGAGAAUAUUUGCACUCAAUUCAAAAUUCAAAUAGAGGUUAGACGGUUACCAGUUGGAGAUGGUAUCUGGGUAGCUCGUCAUAAACAUCUUGACAGUGAAUAUGUUCUUGAUUUUAUUGUUGAGAGGAAGAAUGUUAAUGAUUUACGCUGUUCAAUCAGGGAUAAUCGCUACAAGGAUCAGAAGUUAAGGCUUUUGAGAUGCGGACUUAAGAAGCUGAUAUAUCUAGUGGAAGGUGAUCCAAAUUCUUCUGAAGCAGCUGAAAGCAUCAAAACAGCUUGUUUCACGACAGAGAUCUUAGAGGGAUUUGAUGUGCAGAGAACAAGUGGCUUAGCUGAUACGUUGAGGAAGUAUGGUUAUCUUACUCAAGCAAUAGCCCAUAGCUACAGAUUGCAGGUGAUUGAGGACAAGCUUAAAAACACUAGCGUCUGUCCUCCUUUCAAUGAAUUUAUUAGGAGUUGCAAUGGCCUGGAUAAGAUGACAGUCAGUGAUGUAUUUGCCAUUCAACUCAUGCAGGUCCCACAGGUAACAGAGGAGGUUGCUGUUGUUGUUCUGGAUUUGUACCCAACACUUUUGUCUCUUGCUCGUGCAUAUUCUCUUCUUGACGGUGACAUACUUGCACAAGAGGAGAUGCUCAGGAAGCAGAGCAACAACAUGGUUAAUGCAGUUGCUAGUAGGAAUAUCUUCAAACUAGUUUGGGGUGAUUGACUAUUAUUCUUCUCCAUCUUCUAUGUUGAAGAUUUGUUUGCUUGUUUAUUGGUUGGGGGGGUCGUCAUGAAGCUUGAUGACCAACAAACAAAAAUGCUGGUUUCUUCGGUCAUCACUGUUGUAACUUGCACAUUGUACCAUUGAAGGAUGCCUAUGCAGUUUGUACAUUGGAGGUUAUAGAGCAUUAGUUGCAGGAACAGUUCUGUGAAAGAUAUUAAUAAUCAACUGAGAGUUCCUUACCAUCUAGCCUAGUGUAUUCCAGAAAAUGCAUGCUUAGACCAUCAAUGAAUCAUUUUUGCUUUUGAUCGAUUGAAUAA
Messenger RNA from Vitis vinifera (wine grape), 2583 nucleotides. RefSeq names its product crossover junction endonuclease MUS81. Gene Ontology annotation, cellular component: nucleus; Holliday junction resolvase complex. Gene Ontology annotation, biological process: DNA catabolic process; resolution of meiotic recombination intermediates; double-strand break repair via break-induced replication. Bases 158 to 2266 code for a protein of 702 amino acids. The transcript is spliced from 16 exons. Gene Ontology annotation, molecular function: crossover junction DNA endonuclease activity; DNA binding; 3'-flap endonuclease activity. Lineage: Eukaryota; Viridiplantae; Streptophyta; Magnoliopsida; Vitales; Vitaceae. The record is from RefSeq and is a predicted model, not a curated record.